CAUUAAUAUGAAAUUAUCGUGAAUAUUGAUGUGGAGGAGUGGCGCCUCAGCCAGCUGGGCUAACCAGCCAAGGGGUUCCCGGUUUCACAGAGAGGAAAAGUGACAGAAGCCGUGCAGAGGGAGACGCAGAGAGAGCGGAGCGCCCGGCAGUCACCCAGUCUCGGGGGAGCGCUCAGCUCCCCCGCCCCCGGCUCCCACCCAGUCCGGGGGGCUCCUCAAGCCCUCAGCCCCACUCCCGGGCUCCCCAUGGAAGCCAGCUGUGCCCCCGGAGGAGCGGGAGGAGGAGGAGUCGGCUAAAUGCCCGCGGUGCGCCCGGGGCCCCUGAGCCCAGCCAGCUCUGCGCCGCUGCCCUAAGGCCUCCGCGCCCCCCGCGCCCCCUACCCGGGGCCGCGCAGCCUCUGCCCGCCCCUCCCCCGGGGCUCUGCCCGGGACCUGCCCCCCGCCCGCUUGCCAGCGCUCGGGCCGGAGCUCUGGGCCGGGCGCGCCGCCGCCCUGGAGUGAGGGAAGCCCAGCCGAAGGGGGUCUCCGGAGCCUGCUGCGAUGGACGCCGUCUUGGAGCCCUUCCCGGCCGACAGGCUGUUCCCCGGAUCCAGCUUCCUGGACUUGGGGGAUCUGAACGAGUCUGAUUUCCUCAACAAUGCGCACUUCCCUGAGCACCUGGACCACUUUGCAGAGAACAUGGAGGACUUCUCCAACGACCUGUUCAGCAGUUUCUUUGAUGACCCCGUGCUGGACGAGAAGAGCCCUCUACUGGACAUGGAACUGGACUCCCCCACGCCGGGCAUCCAGGCCGAGCACAGCUACUCCCUGAGCGGUGACUCGGCACCUCAGAGCCCCAUUGUGCCCAUCAAGAUGGAGGAUACCACCCAAGAUAUGGAACACGGAGCGUGGGUGCUGGGACACAAACUGUGCUCGGUCAUGGUGAAGCAGGAGCAGAGCCCGGAGCUGCCCAUGGACCCUCUGGCUGCCUCCUCAGCCAUGGCUGCCGCUGCCGCCAUGGCCACCACCCCGCUGCUGGGCCUCAGCCCCCUGACCAGGCUGCCCAUCCCCCACCAGGCCCCGGGAGAGAUGACUCAGCUGCCAGUGAUCAAAGCAGAGCCUCAGGAGGUAAACCAGUUCCUCAAAGUGACACCAGAGGACCUGGUGCAGAUGCCUCCGACGCCCCCCAGCAGCCAUGGCAGCGACAGUGAUGGCUCCCAGAGUCCCCGCUCUCUGCCCCCCUCCAGCCCCAUCCGGCCCAUGGCCCGCUCCUCCACAGCCAUCUCCACCUCCCCGCUCCUCACUGCCCCUCACAAAUUACAGGGGACGUCGGGGCCACUGCUCCUGACGGAGGAGGAAAAGCGCACCCUGAUUGCUGAGGGCUACCCCAUCCCCACGAAACUCCCCCUCACCAAAGCUGAGGAGAAGGCCUUAAAGAGGGUCCGGAGGAAAAUCAAGAACAAGAUCUCGGCCCAGGAGAGCCGCCGUAAGAAGAAGGAGUACGUGGAGUGUCUAGAAAAGAAGGUGGAGACCUUUACAUCGGAGAACAACGAACUGUGGAAGAAGGUGGAGACCCUGGAGAAUGCCAACAGGACCCUGCUCCAGCAGCUGCAGAAACUCCAGACUCUGGUCACCAACAAGAUCUCCAGGCCUUACAAGAUGGCUGCCACCCAGACUGGGACCUGCCUCAUGGUGGCAGCCUUGUGCUUUGUCCUGGUGCUGGGCUCCCUCGUGCCCUGCCUCCCUGAGUUCUCCUCCGGCUCCCAGACUGUGAAGGAAGACCCCAUGGCCACUGACAGCGUCUACACUGCCAGUCAGAUGCCCUCCCGAAGCCUCCUGUUCUAUGAUGAGGGGCCAGGCUCGUGGGAGGAUGGCCGCAGCGCCCUGCUGCCCGUGGAGCCCCCGGAUGGCUGGGAGAUCAAGCCCGGGGGGCCGGCAGAGCAGCGACCCCAGGACCACCUGCAGCAUGACCACCUGGACAGCACCCACGAGACCAGCAAGUACCUGAGUGAGGCCUGGCCCAAGGACGUCGGUGGAAACAGCACCAGUCCUGACUUCUCCCACCCUAAGGAGUGGUUCCACGAGAGGGAUCUGGGCCCCAACACCACCAUCAAACUCUCCUAGGCCGUGCCAAGACCAAGGACACAGGACGUACCCUCUGGCACUCAGAAGAGGGGUUGUCUUACUCACUAACCCGGAUGCGGCUAGUACCCCUGCCCCCUGGGGUCCAUCUUCCCCCCAGCCCACCUUUGCCCCAGAUGUUGACUGGGGCCUCUCCUCUCCCCGCACAUUUGGACUGUCCCCUUAGGCCAACCACUCUGUUCUCACCACCACUCCACAGCCAUCCGUCCUUCUCAGAUAAACCACUCACUGGGUUACCUUUCUCAUAACGACCAACAGGACCACUGCCUCCCUGCCCCAGCCCCGCCACACACACACACACACACACACACACACACACACACACACACACACACACACACACACGUCAACAGACCGACACACACCCCCACCCCUCCCCCCACUGUACAGAGACCAAGAACAGAAAUUGUUUGUAAAUAAUGAACCUUAUUUUUUAUUAUUGCCAAUCCCUAAGAUAUUGUAUUUUACAAGUCUCCCUCCGACCUGCACCCCUCUCUUGUUUUAUAUUUUAUGAAGUUAGUGCGGGCUUUGCUGCUCCCUGGCCCAGGAAGGAGGGUCCCCCCCACCCCUCACCUGGCCUCCCCCUGCCGCUGCCCAAGCACUGGGCCUUUUUAAUUGCCAAACUGCUUCACCCAACAGCUCAGCACAUGCUUUAAGAAGGCAUAAGUAAAAAAAAAAAAAGAUGCAGCAUCAA
Messenger RNA from Orcinus orca (killer whale), 2815 nucleotides. It is a transcript of the gene CREB3L1, whose product is annotated as cAMP responsive element binding protein 3 like 1. The record is from RefSeq and is a predicted model, not a curated record. The transcript has 12 exons. Gene Ontology annotation, biological process: regulation of transcription by RNA polymerase II. Bases 541 to 2103 code for a protein of 520 amino acids. NCBI's taxonomy places the organism in Eukaryota, Metazoa, Chordata, Mammalia, Artiodactyla, Delphinidae. Gene Ontology annotation, molecular function: cAMP response element binding; DNA-binding transcription factor activity, RNA polymerase II-specific.